This is a messenger RNA of Phyllotreta striolata, 469 nucleotides long. The record is from the annotation of a GenBank genome assembly. Lineage: Eukaryota; Metazoa; Arthropoda; Insecta; Coleoptera; Chrysomelidae.
CAUCUGUCAUUCUGGUGAAACGGAGAAACAAACGGUGUAUAUUUGAUUUAAUAAAUAGUUUUCUUGUAAUUUAUCAAUCAUUUAUUUAAUGAUCGUUAAAACCAAACAAUAGUUAAUAAAACAAUUGGAUUUCGCAAUUCUUACGAUGCCAACGCAAUUCGUCGACGGGAAUGCCAACGAAAUCCGGGCCAAAAUCGCCUACAACGGCGAAGUGCUGGUAACCUACAUAGACCAGACCAUAACGUUGGAGGAACUGUGCCAGGAAAUGAGGGAAAUAUGCAGGUUUCCCUUCGAGCAGGUCUUCACGAUGAAAUGGGUCGACGAGGAGGGCGACCCGUGCACCAUAUCCUCUCAAAUGGAACUGGAUGAGGCCGUUCGUUUGUACGAAGUUAACAGGGACUCCGAGCUGACCAUACACGGUAAUCUCAUCAUCGCAAUUCUUAGUAAAAUUGAUGCUUCUCACAGCUGA